UGCGCGCCUUGGCAGGCCCCGCCUCUCGUCGCUUUUCGUCUCGGUGGUGGUGGGGCUGAGCAGGGAGGAAUCGGGGCCUUCUUCCCUUCGGUAUAAGCGUCGUCACAUCGCUCAGUGUGAUCUGAGGGCUUUCGGAGCCGCCUGGAGCUGCUGUUUGGGAACGAGGGCCUGUAACGUUUGGUGAAUCAUCUGGAAGAAAAAGAUCUGAGCUCAGUUGGAAAAAAAAACAACCUUCUAGUGCUUAAAAAAGGUGUGACCGUGCGCUGUUUGUGUUGGUUUUGGCAGGAACAGUUCUGUGGAGCUUCCGCUGUACAUGUUUUCUAAUGCAGCAAAUGGAAGAAGAUACUAACUUGGAAGAAUAUCCCACUGAAAUUCACGACUAUCUCGCAACAUUUGAAAAAUCUCUUACUUCGGUAGAUGAGAUGUUGAAGACAAUGAUGUCGGUUUCUAGAAGCGAGCUUCUCCAGAAGUUAGAGCCUCUUGAGCAAGCAAAACUGGAUUUGGUUUCAGCAUACGCAUUGAAUUCAAUGUUCUGGGUAUACUUGGCUACACAGGGAAUCAAUCCGAAGGAACAUCCAGUGAAACAGGAACUGGAGAGAAUAAGAACAUACAUGAACAAGGUCAAAGAAAUAGCAGACAAGAAAAAGGCUGCCAAACUUGAUAAAGGAGCAGCAUCCAGAUUCGUAAGGAAUGCACUCUGGGAACCAGACCCUGAAAAAGACCAAACUCCUGCUAAAGCAAAGAAGAGAAAGAUGAACUAGGUUUUUUUUUUGCCCCCUUUAUAUUAUGGGAGACACCUAGAGUUAUUAAAAUGUGUUUUCUGCACCGUAUGAGUCUCACAUAAGUGGUGAACAGCAAUAAGGUUAAGUUAUACUUUAAAAAUUAAGCAGGGUUGUAUUUCAUCUUGGAUGCUCUGCUCUGAGGUAACUAUGCACUGAGGUUAAAAAAGAAAAGCAUUGUAUGUAUAUCUGUAAUUGCCACGUAAUGCUCCAGAAAUGUUUCAUCAUUAAAAUGAUAAUACCUUGCUGUGUGCUUGUUGGUAAUAGAUACUGGUAUUGUUUUAAUUAUAAUGCCUAAGAAUUGGAGUGGUUUUUUUACUUCUGAAUAUUUUUGUAUGUUCUUCAUAUCUUGAAUAUUAAAACAGUCUCAAACAA
This is a messenger RNA of Coturnix japonica (Japanese quail), 1154 nucleotides long. RefSeq names its product C1D nuclear receptor corepressor (gene C1D). Gene Ontology annotation, biological process: regulation of gene expression; maturation of 5.8S rRNA. NCBI's taxonomy places the organism in Eukaryota, Metazoa, Chordata, Aves, Galliformes, Phasianidae. The record is from RefSeq and is a predicted model, not a curated record. Gene Ontology annotation, molecular function: DNA binding; RNA binding. Gene Ontology annotation, cellular component: nucleolus; exosome (RNase complex).